Molecule: messenger RNA, 9099 nt
Organism: Phacochoerus africanus (Common warthog)
Lineage: Eukaryota; Metazoa; Chordata; Mammalia; Artiodactyla; Suidae
Gene: HCFC2
Product: host cell factor C2
Exons: 15
Coding region: 31-2409 (792 amino acids)
Biological process (GO): regulation of DNA-templated transcription; chromatin remodeling
Cellular component (GO): histone methyltransferase complex
Molecular function (GO): protein binding; transcription coactivator activity
Source: RefSeq, a predicted model, not a curated record
AUUGUGGGCAGAGGGGCGGGGGUUGGGAAGAUGGCGGCUCCCAGCCUCCUUAACUGGAGGCGGGUUUCCUCCUUCACGGGGCCGGUCCCCCGCGCCCGGCACGGACACCGGGCGGUGGCCAUCCGGGAGCUGAUGAUCAUCUUUGGAGGUGGCAACGAGGGCAUCGCGGACGAGCUGCACGUCUACAACACGGUUACGAAUCAGUGGUUCCUACCUGCUGUUAGAGGAGACAUCCCUCCAGGCUGUGCUGCCCAUGGAUUUGUCUGUGAUGGUACCAGAAUUUUAGUAUUUGGGGGAAUGGUUGAAUAUGGAAGAUACAGCAAUGAGUUAUAUGAGUUACAAGCAAGUCGUUGGUUAUGGAGAAAAGUGAAGCCCCAUCCCCCUUCUUCAGGUUUACCUCCUUGUCCUCGGCUUGGACAUAGCUUCUCUUUAUAUGGUAACAAGUGCUAUUUGUUUGGUGGCCUGGCAAAUGAAAGUGAAGAUUCAAACAAUAAUGUUCCCAGGUAUUUAAAUGAUUUCUAUGAGUUGGAGCUUCAGCAUGGUUCUGGUGUUGUGGGUUGGAGCAUUCCAGUGACUAAAGGUAUUGUGCCUUCUCCAAGAGAAUCCCACACAGCUGUUAUUUACUGCAGAAGAGAUUCUGGGAGCCCUAAAAUGUAUGUUUUUGGUGGAAUGUGUGGUGCUCGCCUGGAUGACCUAUGGCAACUUGACUUAGAAACUAUGUCAUGGUCAAAACCAGAAACUAAAGGGACAGUGCCACUUCCACGAAGCCUUCACACAGCCAGUGUUAUAGGAAACAAGAUGUACAUCUUUGGUGGAUGGGUUCCACAUAAGGGGGAAAAUAUUGAGGCUUCACCUCAUGAUUGUGAAUGGAGAUGCACCAGUUCAUUUUCUUACCUAAAUCUUGAUACAGCAGAGUGGACCACCCUCGUAUCAGAUUCUCAGGAAGAUAAAAAAAAUUCAAGGCCAAGACCAAGAGCUGGACACUGUGCUGUAGCAAUUGGUACGCGAUUGUAUUUUUGGAGUGGAAGAGAUGGCUACAAAAAAGCACUGAAUAGUCAAGUUUGCUGCAAGGAUCUUUGGUAUCUUGAUACUGAGAAACCACCAGCACCCUCACAAGUACAGCUGAUCAAAGCCACCACCAAUUCUUUUCAUGUCAAAUGGGAUGAAGUACCUACAGUUGAGGGCUAUCUUUUACAACUGAAUACAGACUUGCCAUACCAAGCUCCAUCAUCAGAUUCUUCAGCAUCACCAAAUAUGCAAGGAGUCAGGAUGGACCCUCACAGACAAGGCAGUAACAGCAUCAUUCCUAACAGUAUCAGUGAUACAGUGAACAGCACAAAAUCUGAACAUACAGCUAUGAAAGGAACUUCAGUGAAAAACAAACCAGAUCUCAAAGCAUCGACUGAUUCUAGUGCCAUUUUACAUUCAUCUUUGGCAACUAAUGCUUCUAAUCAUAAUAGUUCUGUGGUGGAUAUGUUAAGGAAAAGUGAAGGUCCUCACACUUCAGCAGAUAUAGGUGCUCUAAGUAGUUGCCUGGACUUAAGAACAGUAAUCCCCGAAACUUCUGUAUCCAGUACUGUUUCCAGCGCACAAACUAUGGUAACCCAGCAGACCAUUAAAACUGAAUCAUCCAGUACAAAUGGGGCAGUUGUUAAAGAUGAAACUUCACUAACAACAUUCAGUACCAAAUCUGAAGUUGAUGAAACAUGUGCACUACCUGCAGCUAAGAUCAGCCGUGUAGAGACACGUGCUGCAGCGACACCAUUUUCUAAAGAGACUACUUCAAAUCCAGUGGCCACAGUGAAAGCAGGAGAACGACAGUGGUGUGAUGUAGGAAUUUUUAAAAAUAAUACAGCUUUGGUGAGCCAGUUUUAUUUGCUGCCAAAAGGGAAGCAAAGCAUCUCAAAGAUAGGAAAUGCAGACGUACCUGACUACAGUUUACUUAAGAAACAAGAUCUUGUUCCAGGCACAGGAUACAGAUUCAGAGUUGCUGCCAUAAAUGGUUGUGGAAUAGGCCCUUUCAGCAAAAUCAGUGAAUUUAAAACUUGUAUUCCCGGUUUUCCUGGAGCUCCUUCUGCAGUCAGAAUUUCCAAGAAUGUUGACGGUAUCCAUCUUUCCUGGGAGCCUCCAACUUCACCUUCUGGAAAUAUUUUGGAAUACUCAGCCUACUUGGCUAUCCGCACAGCACAAAUACAAGAUAAUCCAAGUCAGCUUGUGUUUAUGAGGAUUUAUUGUGGUCUUAAGACAUCAUGUAUAGUAACUGCUGGGCAACUUGCAAAUGCACAUAUUGAUUAUACAUCCAGGCCUGCCAUUGUGUUCAGGAUAUCAGCAAAGAAUGAAAAGGGAUAUGGACCAGCUACACAAGUUCGAUGGCUUCAAGGUAACAAUAAAAAAGCACCUUUAAAUUGAUUUUUUUUUUUUUACUGCAGCUGUUGUGAUGAUUAUUUAUUAGUAACUGGUUAUGAAGAUUUGUCAUUUAAAAGAGUAUUCUCUGACUGUAUUUCUAGCAGUUAUGAAUUUGGGUUUGUAAGUUGUUCUUAAAAUGUAUUUGCUCAAUUCUAGAUCCAAAUAAAAAUAGAAAAGAAGCAAAGCCUCUGAAAAUUAGUAUAUGAAUUCUUCUUUACAGUUAUAGCUCUUUUAUAAAGAAAAAUAGUAAAAUUAAGAUCAAAGCUGGAAGGCUUUAUUAUUCCAAUAUCUUUUAUAAGGGCCAUGUAACUCAGUCAUCCUAGAGUUAUUGAGAUGAUCCUCGUAACUGGCUGUUGUACACUGUGCUGUCUGUGUAGUGCAUGUUCUCUACACUGUAAAGGCCCUGUCUUUGAGCACUUCCUCUGACUUUAUUCUACAUGAGCAGUGGUCCUCUCACUAUCUUCUACUGGAAAAUACUUGUGAUACUAAUUUUAGUAGCCAUUUGAUUCAUUUCUUUGUUUAUCUACAGUUAGCACAGAGCUUUAAGAAAUUCAAAAAAGAGAAGAGGCAAGUUCAGAAAUUCUGCUUUUGAAUUUUUAUCAUUUUCCAAGAAUCAUGGCAAAAUAUAUAAAGAGAAUAGUGGGUUUUCUUGAUUCAUACCAGGUUGAUAUAUUGGAAUAUAUUUUUGGCCAAAGCACUUAUCUGGUCCUCGAUUUCCUUAUUAAUAGAUGAGGGAGUUAAAAGAGUUUAUCUUUAAAGGUCCCUUUCAGCACUAAAAUUCUGUAUUUUCAUCAGAAAUGAAGUAUAUCCCUAAACAUUUUAACAUCUGUCUUAAUGGAUCUAACUUUGCUUUUGCUGAAAUUAAAAUGUUCAUAAUUUAAAAUUCAAAGUGAAAGUAUAUGUCCUCCUUAUUGCAGAAAGAAAGAAGCACCUUAACAGAACACAAGUUUUUGAAAUAGUGUUUUAAACAUUUGUAAGAUUUUUGUAAAUGCUCUAAAUGUUUAUUUUUGCAUUGUUUUUACCUUGAAAUUGUAUAAACUUUUUUACAACAGAAAUAUAAGCAUUAGACAGCUUACUCAGGUUCCAUUAACAACCUUAAAGUUGCAUAUAGGCAUUAUGGAUACUCUGCUAUAGGUAACUUGUUUUAAACCUUUUAGGAAUUUCAUGUUUCCACUGCCUAUUCAAAUCUGGAAUGAAUAUAAAGAGCAAUAAUUGCAGAAAGGAUAUUCAGACUAAGAGCUGCAGCGACUGCAGGGGCACAGGCCUAUCUUUUUAUACCAUAAAACCUUAUGCCAGUUUAGGUUGACUGAGUAGCUGUGUCCUCAAACUUCAUGUAUAAUACUCCCAGCAAGGAUGGAUUUGAUUGUGCAGAAUUGAUAUGUAUGUAUGUUCCAGUUACUAAUUUAAAGUGUAUAGAAUAUUUUAAUAUAUAAUUUUUGUAAAGAACUGGGAUUUUUAUACUACAGUAUUUGUGAUUAAUGUGUCUCACUAAUUAAGUUUCUCUUGAAGAAAAUAUGCAAACUGUUAAGACACAUAAUGAAUGAUUUCCAAACUCUAAAGGUAAAAUAAAUGCACUACUAUGGUGUUGUUAGAAUACCUUUUUUGUGACUAUAUGAAUCCUUAAUCUUUAAAUGUGUACUUUACAAACAAUGUUUACAAGGAGCUUUUCUGGUUUGUUAUCCCAGCACCUCCCUUGGUGAGAGCUUCAUUCUACAUUUGUUUAACUCAUAUGCUUUGCUUUUAGCAUAUGCUUGCUUUUUUUGCACUAGUAGAAUUUUAACUUACCUCAUUAUUAUGUUUGUAAUCAUUUGUAUAGCUUCCAUAAUAUGUCUGAUAUAGGCGAAAGAAGUACUUAACCAAAGUUAAAAUAAAUGGUAAGCAAUUUUGCACAUAUUAAAUGCUAGGGUUUGUUGUGUAUAUGUGUGCAUUUAGUUACAAAAAGAGUAAGAAUGGAAAGUUAUGUUUCAAGCCCAACUGUUUUAAUGAUUUAUUUGCUGUAUUAGGAAAAGGUCUGGCUUUUAACCCCUUAUUCGCUGCAUUAACAAUUUGCAUCUUGAAGCACUUCUCUUAAGGACAAGGAAUAAGUUGAUUUUGAGCAGAGAAUAGAGUAUUUGUUUGAAUGUGUACAUUUAUGCCUGUUUAGUAUUCUGUUUAGUUUAGUUUGCUUAAAUGCCUCUAUUCUAGACUGGGAAGUGAGUAUGAACCUGUGGUUCUAAAAUAUGUCUUAUUUUCUAGAGGGAAAGGCAGUCUUUCUAUACCAAGGGAUUUGUUAAAAUAACAAAUAUAUUUACUUUGAGCAUUAGCCCAGAUUCUUAACCAUGUUUUCGCAUUCGUAUCUUAAGUACUAGUCACAUUUAUCUCUUGAUAAAUGAUUAGUGACUGCAAGAUGCCACUGAGAAAUCUCUGUGGCUUUGACAUUAAUAGUUAAUAAGAGAUCGUUGAGCUCUGUGUUUAUGAAUAGACUGGGUUAGGGUAAGUAACAAGAGAAGUGCAUUUAGCGUAUGUUUGGCACAUUUUCGAAGUGAAGAUCCCUUUGAGUAGCAGUGAGUUAUAAUAUGCAGCUAUCUUCCAUAAGAAGAUUUGCAUUGAGUUAAAUUACUUUCUUUAUUCCUCCCAGCUGGAUAAGCAAUUCAGAUACAUAAGCCUUGUGCCACAGUCCUCUUCCUGGACUCUGCAGUUUUGGUUCACAUAUGUAGUAAAAAGAUUUUGCUGUUGCAUGCUCUUAGAACUAUGUUUUCUAAAAUACUGUAUUGGCUUCAUUUUAGUUUAGUAAACUGUUUGGCAAUUUAACUAGAAAUAGAGUAUUAUAAAAUCACUUUUAUCUGCAUUUUUUAUAAAACCAGAAGUAAUCUAAUUGCAUGUAUGAGGCUCCUCUGCCCAAUAACCCAGUUACAUAAAUAUAAUCAUCUACGAGAAGAUAAAACUGUUGAUCCAUUAUUUCAAAGAUUUGUAGACUAGCAAAGAUUUGUUAUAUACCUACUAUAACUGAAGGUAUUUUUAUUUUUAAAAGUUGCAGCAUUGUAGCUUAAAAAUAACUUGUAACAUUGGAUAUGAAGAGAUUAUUCGUAUUUAAAAGUAUUGUAGUCAUCUGGUCAUAAAUGAAGUAGGGUACAAAAUAGACUUGGUUUUGACCAUUUUAGGUAUAACUGACAGUCAUGCUUUUCAAGACUAAGUUUAGGCAGUUAUAUGUAUUGUGUACCAAUGAUAUGUAAAAUAAAGCACCUUUUCUACUUAACCAAUUACAGGUGUUAUUUAUUUUGAACUACAUGGAAAAAAAUUGUGGUGGCAGAGUAAAUCUGUAGGAAUGUUGAUUUUAUAUCAUUCACUUAAAAUAAUACAGGCAGUCUCAUAAGGAAUGGAUUUGUCUAAAAUCCUGUUUAGGAGUUAGUGGAUUGUGUGUGGGAGUUACUUUCUGAUAGAAAUGUAAACUUAUACUAACCUUCACUGUAGCUGAACUAGCACGCUUAAAAGUGAAAAAGGCAAAUGGCUCCAGCCUUCUGUCCUGCUACGCCAUCGAAAUGGUCCUAGCAAAGGUCAGGGAUGACUUCUCAUUUCCCAAAACCAAAUUCUUUCAUGUAGUUAAUAUUGUCAUUUGAAACUUUUAAUCACUCCCUUGACACUGAUUUUUUCUGGUUUCCAUCAGAUUGUGCUGUCUUUGUUUAUGCACCUCCUUCUGUCUGCAGCACCCCCCCUUUCCAUCCCACCUAUCUCCAUUCGUAUUUUAAGAUUCACGUAAAUGUUGGCAACCUGAUGAAGCCUUUCCUGACAUACUCCAUUUCGAGGUAGAUUUGACCCCUUUUUCUUGUGUCCCACUGUUCUUUGUUAAAUCUUUUGUCAUAGCACCCUAAAAGCUGCUGUGUCCUUCAACUUGUUAGCACUGUUCCUCUCCCUCUGCCAGAUGGUGGGUCUUUAAGGCAGAGACUAGGUCUUUAUAUCUCUUCCAUAUCAGCCAUUUAAUUGGUUCUUAAAUAUUUUAACAAAUGAUUAAAGAAAAUUGUCACCUUUACAUCUCUCUCCAUAGUCUCACUCUCCUCCACAAAUUGGGAGGGAGGCUUUGAAAGGGAAAGAUUUUAUCAGGUUUAAUAAGCCUCUGGAGGAAAUACAAGCUCCACGUUUGUCUUACCCUACCCUGCUGUUACUUAGGUUCCUGAGAAAAGUUCUGAGAUAAAUAAGAGAUAUGUCAUAUAUUUAUUAGGCUAGAAGUGAUUUAAUAUGGGUGUAUAUAGAUUUCAAGAGUAAGUCUUUGAUCUAAAAAGGUCUGAGCAUUUACUGAGAUUGGUGGGCAUUGCUAGAUAACGAUUUUUAACAUUGAGUGACCAGGAAAUGAGCUAAAAAUGUUUCCAAAGUCAGACUGAUUCCAGUGGCUUUCCUAUAUUAAAUAGGUAGGUAGGAAAGCCCUACCUAUCUAUCUGUAAGCAUAAGAAACUUCUGGAGGACACAGAAUGCCAGCAUGGGAACCACCCUGGAUUCUCUUACAUAUCAAGUCAGGUCACUGUUGUCCCCCCUCUGAGCUUAUAGGACAGGCUUCUUAAACUACUGAAAAACAAAAUGACACCUUCCUUCCAUGUUUCCCAAUUAUAGUUGAGAGUCCUUACGUAUUUCUAGAACUCAGAAAGACUUUUUAAAAAUCAUGCCUGGAAAAAUGUGAACCACAACAUUCUGAGGAGAAACAAUCAAUUUUAUAAACUGAUGAAAGAACAAGGAGCUACAGCAGCCUCCUUAUUCAAAAUAGAUUUCUGUCUUCUACUUCUAAAUCUAUAUGAGGUAGCAGCUAGUGUUUGUUUUUGAGCAUGGAGUGACUCUGUCCGCUAGGAAGUCAGGGUCCAGAAAGUGUCCCGCUGUGACCAAGAGAAUUAUCCCUUCUUCCUCCUCUCUGGAGAGAAAGAGUGGAAGUUCCCUCCUCAUUUCUCGGUUUCUUACUGGAGAAGGGGGACAAAGCUAAAGGUAUAAUAAGUGCAUCCAAUUUGACAAAGAUGUGGAUGUGCACUUAAGGCAGCAUAGCAUUUAAGAGAGCAAGCAGGGCUCUGGAGGACCAACCUGCUGCUUGAUCUAAAAUCCUGCUGCCAGUUGCAGUUUAGCACCCCUGAUGGCAUUGUCUCUUCCAGCUUACAUAUAGGUAAGUUUUGGGGUCUCGUAAUUGCCUGGGAUUUUAAAAAUAGCUGCAGUGAUGUCUGGAACCUUCUGAAUGUUUGGAACUUAGCUGGGGAGAUUGGACCUGAAGGAUACACUUUCUCCUUGCGGAUUUCCUGGGAAUGUGUUGCCAGCCAUUUGCUGCUGGGCCUACUCUACCUCUUGCACCAACUCCCUAACCUAAGAUAAUAACCUUAGCCUGCCCUAAAAAAAAACUCCAAACAAACAAACAAAACCUUUAGCCUGCCUUGUUGGGUACAAGGGAUGGAUCCAACGUUUCAAGAUUUUUUCUUUUCAAAUUUCUCAAUUACAUACCAAAAUUUAUAGCCAAUCCCCUGAAUCAGGCGAAACUGCACCUUAACUGUGUCUUGUUUUAUAUGCGAAAUGGCACUGCCAGCAAUGACCCUGACAAACACAUGGUUGCAGAAUUGUUAUAUUUGUGUGACCAACCUGGCACCUGUUAUUGAUCACUGUGGAGAAACAGUCACUAGCCACCAUGCACGGUCUGUAUUUUUGGGUUGUUGAACGCAAAUGCUCUAUUAGGAGAAUGUGCCAAAGGGAACUUUUACUUUUGAAAGUCAACAGAAUUCUAUUAAGAGGCAGUGUCUUUGUCAGCUUAUUUUGAGGGUUGCAUCACCUAUCAUUUUAUUUUCUGCUUUAUACAAAUAAUUAUACCCAGUGAACAAAGUAACCAAUUAACCAAAAUCAUGCCAGUGACUCUGAACCAACUUGGCAGGACAAUAUUGUAACACUGCCAUCUCACUAGGUCCUGACUCUCUGGGAGCCUAGUUAACUUCUGUGAGGAAUAACCCAUGUUCUUCCUUUUUUUUCAUGUUAUCAUAUACUUCUUCCCUCCAGUUACAAUAAUUGGCUGAUAUGCAAUGUAGAGUAGUGGCUAAAAUAACAGGAAAUGGUCCCUCUCUUUGUUGAUGAAAUUAUGUGUCACAUAACCUUAUAUCUUUUUCUUUUAAAAUGUUUAUUGAGAAUAAAUAAAAUCUCACAUGUAUUCAGUCUUCAGCUUAAGAACCAGAACACCUUCAGAUGUGUAGAAUCUGCCCCCUCUCCCUUGGUCUUCCCUCUACACAUACCACAUUGAGGUAAUUAUUCUGGAUUUUUUGUUAAUAAUUCCCUUGUUUUUAUUGUUCUACCAUCUAUCUUAAGUAUCCCUAGUAAUAUAUUACUUAGAUUUACCUGUUUUUGAACUUUUAUGUAAAUGGUAUCAUGCUGUAUGUAUUCUUCCGUGGCUUUUUUCUGACAUUGUUUUUGAGAGUCUUAUUCAUGUUUAUGCAUGUUAAGUCAUUUGUUUUCACUACUGUAUAGUAUUCCAUUGUAUGACUAUACCACAAUUUGUUAAUCUGUUCUUCUGUUCAUAGAGAUUUGGAUUGUUGUGUCAGUUUUUGGCUGUUCUGAAUGAUGCUGCUAUGAGCAUUCUGCCAGUUACAAUGUAAGCUCCAUGCGGGCAGGGAUUUUGUUUGUCUGAUUUUGUCUGUUUAACACAUUCACAAUGUCUAGAACAAUGCUGGCACAUGUAGAUGCUUAAUAAAUAUUUGAAGAAUGAGUGAA